This is a messenger RNA of Gymnodraco acuticeps, 1671 nucleotides long. RefSeq names its product coronin-2A-like. The record is from RefSeq and is a predicted model, not a curated record. The transcript has 14 exons. The coding region runs from base 25 to 1623 and encodes 532 amino acids. NCBI's taxonomy places the organism in Eukaryota, Metazoa, Chordata, Actinopteri, Perciformes, Bathydraconidae. Gene Ontology annotation, biological process: actin filament organization. Gene Ontology annotation, molecular function: actin filament binding.
CCACCUUUAAUACGCCAAAACCAGAUGUCGUGGCGCUCGUCUUUCCGAUGCUCAAAGUUUCGUCACGUUUUCGGGAAGCCGUCCAAUAAGGAGCACAGCUACGACGGGGUGCCAAUCACACGCGGUGUCCAUGACAACCACUACUGCUCAGCCAAUCCCUGCUUCAUCGCCGUGGUGACGGAGUGCGAAGGGGGCGGGGCUUUCCUGGUGCUGCCCCUCCACCACACGGGCCGGGUGGACCCUCAGCACCCGAGGGUCUGUGGCCACAGAGGAAGGGUUCUGGACGUGAAGUGGAACCCGUUCAACGAUCACUGCAUCGCCUCUUGUUCGGAGGACGGCACCGUGAAGAUCUGGGACGUCCCGGUGUGCGGCGUCCAGCAGAACCUCACCACGGCCAGGAAGACUCUGAUUGGUCACUCCAGGAGAGUGGGGCUUAUCGAGUGGCAUCCAAUAGCGGAGAACUUGCUGCUAAGCUCCGCCUACGACUACAAGGUCCUCCUCUGGGAUGUUUCCCAGGCGGGUUCGGUCCUCAGGUGUCCGGUCCGGGUGGUUCUGUCUCCGGUUCACCAUCGAUACCCAUCUGACGCUCUGCUGCUGUCCGUCAGCUUCAACUCUGACGGCAGCCGGCUGGCCGUCACAUCCAAAGACCGACGGGUUCGAGUCCUGGACCCUCGAACAGGGAAGAUCCUACAGGUGUCCCGGAGUAAUUCCCACAGAGCGAGUAAGGUGUUGUUCAUCGGAGGACUGAAGAUGCUUCUCUCCACCGGCAGUUCGAUCUGGAACCACCGACAGAUCGUCCUCUGGGACCCUGACGACUUAUCUGAGCCGCUGUACGAAGAAGUUCUGGACGGAUCUGCAGGAGUCCUCUUCCCGUUCUACGAUCCGGACACACACAUGCUCUACCUGGCUGGAAAGGGUGACGGGAACAUUCGAUACUACGAGCUGAGCACGGAGAAACCUUACAUCAGCUUCCUGACAGAGUACCGGUCUCUGCUGCCACAGAAAGGACUCGGCGUGAUGCCAAAGCGCGGACUGGACGUUAGCGCCUGCGAAGUUUUCAGAUUUUACCGACUGAUCUCCAUCAAAGACUUGGUGGAGCCGCUUUCCAUGAUCGUACCGCGGAAAGAGGUUAGCAUCACACCGGAUCUGUACCCGAUGACGGCAGGAAACCAGGCGGCCAUGACGGCUCAGGAGUGGCUGUCGGGGAUCAACAGAAGUCCAGUGCUGAUGUCCCUGAAACCUGGGAUAGGAGUUUCCAACCCUUACCCAGAAACCCCUGCAGAGAAGAUGGAUCCACAGAGACCUGAGAAUAAUGACUUUAUGGAAGAGGCCUUCCUGGAGGAGCAGCUCUCAUAUCAGGACGCCAAAUAUCCCCGAAAAGUGAGCGAUCUGUCGGGUUGGCAGCCGGACGAGACGCUGUUGACGAACUUCUUCACGCCGCACUGCUGCGAGCCUGCAGAGAAACCGCCGCCAAACACCGAGAACGAGCUCCUGCAAGCUUUCUACAGACAGCAGGACGAGAUCAGAGGCCUGAAGGACAAACUGAACGAGAAAAAUGUGAGGAUCUCUCAGCUGGAGCUGGACAUCAGAAACACCAGAAACAACCUGAGGGCGACUUUCUGAACCAACAAACAAAUCAACAUUUACAACAAAUAAACUGAAAAACAGACA